Messenger RNA from Solanum stenotomum, 3738 nucleotides. RefSeq names its product putative disease resistance protein RGA3. Gene Ontology annotation, molecular function: protein binding; ADP binding. The transcript has a single exon. Lineage: Eukaryota; Viridiplantae; Streptophyta; Magnoliopsida; Solanales; Solanaceae. Bases 1 to 3738 code for a protein of 1245 amino acids. The record is from RefSeq and is a predicted model, not a curated record. Gene Ontology annotation, biological process: defense response to other organism.
AUGGCUGAUCCUGUAAUUGGUGCUACUGUUCAGGUUGUGCUUGAGAAGCUGCUUUCUCUCACUAUUGAGGAGGCAAAAACUUUAAGGAACUGCAAGAAAAAUCUCAGAAUGCUCACAAAAUAUGUAACCAUGAUCCAAGCUUUCAUUCAUGAUGCUGAAAGACGACAAGUUGAAGAUCAGGCUGUGGAAGAAUGGCUCAAGAUGCUUGAGAGAAUUGCUGAAGAUGCUGAAAAUGUGUUUGACAAAUUCACAUAUGAAUCUCUCAAAGCACAAGUGAUGAACAACCGAACCAAACUAAUGGAAAAGGUCAGUCACUUCUUUUCUCAGACUGUUUUUAAGUACAAAAUGUCUCGAAAAAUCAAUAACAUCAAUGAAGAGUUGAGGGCUAUCAAUCAGUUAGCCAAAAACCUCGGUCUCCUAUCACGGACAGUUCCUUCUCGGGAAAUACUACAAAUCCGAGAAACAGAUUCCGUAGUAGUUGCUUCAAAUGUUGUUGGUAGAGACAAAGAUGUUGCUGCAAUCAAGAAUAAGAUGUUGAACAUGAGAGAGGAACUUGUUCUGUGUGCCAUUCCCAUAGUGGGUAUGGGGGGUAUAGGGAAAACUACAGUGGCUAAGAGAAUUUUCAAUGAUGAAGAGAUCAAGCAAAUCUUUGAAAAGAGAGUUUGGUUGUGUCUACCUGAAAUGGUAGAAACAAAGAGCUUUCUUGAACUGAUUCUCGAAUCAUUGACAAAGAGGAAAGUUGAGGUCCAAAGCAGAGAUAUAAUAGUCAAGAUGCUACAAGAUGCAUUGGGAGAAAAAAAGUAUUUAAUUGUCCUGGAUGAUUUGUGGCGUGUUGACUCUACAUCGUGGCAUGAGUUCAUGGACACCUUGAGAGGAAUCAAUACAUCCAGAGGAAACUGUAUUCUUGUGACUACUCGUAUUAAACAAGUGGCAUCCACAGUAGCAGUAGAUCUUCAUAUGUUGAGAAGAUUAGCAAGAGAUCACUGCUGGUCCAUUUUCCAGCAAAGAGCGUUUGUUGAUAGGGAAGUUCCGGAGGAAAUACCAAGUGUGGAGAACAAGAUUGUUGAAAUGUGUCAAGGUCUACCGUUGGCUGCAAGUGUGUUGGGAGGCCUCUUAUGCAACAAGGAUAAACAUGACUGGCAGGAAAUUCUUGAUGGAAACCCCCUUAUUGCAGGGGAAGAUGAUCUUUGGGAAAAUAGUAUAAAGAAGAUCCUAAAACUAAGCUAUGAUUAUCUACCAUCUCCACAUCUGAAGAAAUGUUUUGGUUACUUUGCAAUGUUUCCAAAAGAUUUUAUGUUUGAAAAGGACCAACUAAUCCAACUCUGGAUGGCAGAAGGGUUUCUUUGUCCAUGUCCAGAGACCCCUGUGAUGGAAGAUGUCGGGAAGAAGUUUUUCCAACUGUUGUUGCAAUAUUCUUUGCUGCAAGAUGUUAAGCUAGAUGAGCUCAACAAUAUAACACAUUGUAAGAUGCAUGAUCUUGUGCAUGAUUUGGCUGGGGAUAUUUUAAAGUCUAAACUAUUUGAUCAAAAGAGUGUAGGAGGCAAAAAUCUUUCUCAAGUUCGAUACUUUGGAUGGGACUCACAAAGUGAUCAAAUGGAUGCGAUAAAUGAGGCAGGACGUUUGUGCACAUUGUUCUGGAAAAGCAAUAUAUCUGAUGAUAUGCUAUUGAGCUUUCAGUUCUUGAGAGUUUUAAAUUUGUCCGGAUCAGGCAUUGAGGAGUUGUCAGCCAAAAUCAGCAAGCUAAUAUACUUGAGAUAUCUUGAUCUCUCCAACACUGGGAUCGAAGACCUUCCCAACUCCAUUUGCAAGCUCUACAAUUUGCAAACAUUUAGAGUCAGUGGCAGUUCUUCAAUCAGGAAGCUUCCAGAAGAAAUGGCAAAUAUGAUAAGUUUGAGACACAUAUAUUGCAACUAUUGUUACAAAUCAGAAAUUCAUUAUCAGUUUCAGAUGCCACUUAAUAUGGGGCAAUUGACCAGUCUACAGACGCUACAGUUUUUCUACGUAGGUUUAGAGAAAGGUCGUCGAAUAGAAGAAUUAGGCCAUUUGAAAAACCUUAGAGGUGAAUUGACGAUCAAAUGUCUUCAAUUAGUCGGAAAUAAAGAAGAGGCUCAAACAACAUAUUUACAGGAGAAACCAAAUAUCUACAAGCUGGCAUAUUUAUGGUCCCGUGAUGAAUCAGAAUGCUGUGAGAUCAAUGAUGAGCAUGUGUUGGAUGGUCUUCAACCGCAUCCUAAUUUGAAAGCCUUAGUAGUAAUGGACUAUUUAGGGACUAAAUUUCCUUCAUGGUUCAGUGAAGAGUCGCUACCAAAUUUGGUCAAGUUGAAAUUAAGUGGUUGCAAAAGGUGCAAAGAAAUUCCAUCCCUUGGCCAACUGAAAUUCCUUCGGCAUCUUGAGCUAGAAGGAUUCCAUGAGUUGGAAUGCAUUGGACCUGCUUUAUAUGGUGUUGAGAUUAGCAAUAUUGGAUCAAGCAGCAUUAUCCAAGUGUUCCCGUCAUUGAAAGAGCUAGUAUUGAAGGAUAUGCGCAGGCUUAUUGAGUGGAAGGGAGAUGAAGUUGGAGUAAGAAUGUUUCCUAGGCUUGAGAAGUUGAGGAUUACAGACUGUUCACUGUUAAAAAGUACUCCAAGUCAAUUUGAAAUCCUGUGUGAAUUAAGAAUUGAAGGAGUUGACAGUGAAAUGCCAUUGUUGAACUUGUGCAGCAACUUGACAUCUCUUGUGAAUCUUGAUGUUCGUAAUGUGAAAGAGCUCACUUGUCUUCCAGAUGAGAUGCUACGCAACAACGUUUCUCUUCAAUACCUAUCAGUCUCACAGUGCGGAGAGUUUCGUGAAUUGCCACGAAGCUUGUACAAUCUCCAUUCUCUUAAGAGCUUAAGUAUUUAUAGCUGCACCAAUUUCAGUUCUUUUCCUGUUCCCAGUGGAGAGAACUACUUGACUUCCCUCCAAAGUUUUCAGUUACAGAAGUGUAAUGGAUUGACCAGUUUACCAAGCGGAAUGCUAGAGCAAUGCCAGUCUCUACAGAAAUUUUCGGUCAGCUUCUGUAACAACUUGGUUUCCUUCCCUUUACAUGUGAGGGAAAUGCCUUCACUUUCAUAUUUGGAGAUAUCACAAUGUCCCAAAUUGAUUAGUGUACCAACAGGGUGCCUUCACCUUCUCACUGGGUUACGGGCAUUGGAAAUUGGUCCUUUCUCAGAGAUGGUGGAUUUUGAGGCAUUCCAAUUGAUUUUUAGUGGUGUUCAACAGCUGUUUUCCCUUCGUUAUUUGUGGGUGUACGGACAUUUGCACUGGGAUUCUCUGCCCUAUCAGCUUAUGCAACUUUCUGCCCUAAGACAGAUCCAUAUAUAUGAUUUCGGAAUCGAGGCUGUUCCUCAUAGAUUUGACAACCUUACAUCUCUUGAAACAUUACGGCUAGUGAGGUGCAAACGGCUACGACAUGUGGACUUCUCAGAUGUCAUGACCAAAUUACGGGAUCUGCGGAUAGAGGAUUGUCCAUUAUUAGAAGCUCUGUUGGAUGGGAUUGGCAACCUGUCUUCUUUGGAAGAGUUACGGUUUUUGAACUGCAAAAAACUAGAGUAUCUUCCAUCCAUAGAUGCCAUGCGACGCCUUACCAAAUUACAGUACCUGACAUUUGAAGACUGCCCACAGUUAGAAGAAAGUAGCACCAAUUGGAGUAGUUCAAACUUCCAGUACUGGUCCAACCUUUCCCAUAUUCCAUAUAUUGAAGUAGGCGGGAGAAUAAUUUAG